This is a messenger RNA of Erythranthe guttata (spotted monkey flower), 953 nucleotides long. RefSeq names its product anther-specific protein LAT52. NCBI's taxonomy places the organism in Eukaryota, Viridiplantae, Streptophyta, Magnoliopsida, Lamiales, Phrymaceae. The record is from RefSeq and is a predicted model, not a curated record.
UAUAAAUACUGCCAUGCAAACCACCAUUUUCAAAUCGUACACACAACAAGAAGAAGAGUGAGAACAACAGUUUUCAAGCCCCCCAAAAAUAAAUAAUAAAUAAUAAAAAGGAUCACAAAAUAAAUAAAAAUAAAAAUGGCUAAAACUGUUGCUCUCAUCUCCGCCCUCUGCUUCCUCGCCGCCGUCGUCCACGGCCACCAGACGGAGCAUUUCAACGUCGAGGGCGACGUCUACUGCGACCCUUGCCGCGUCCAGUUCGAAACCGUCCUCGCCCAACGCCUCAUCGGCGCGACGGUGCGAUUGGAAUGCAGAGACCUAGUAAAGAAGGCGGUGACUUACUCAGUGGAGGGGGUGACCGGAUUCAACGGGCAUUACAGUCUGCCGGUGGUCGGAGACCACCAGAACGAGAUCUGCGAGGUCGCCGUCGUGAAAAGCCCGAGGCCCGAUUGCAUCGAGCCGAUGGGAGAUUUCGCUAAAUCGAGAAUCAGCUGCACCACCAACGACGGUACUCACGCCGCCGUCAGAUUUGCUAACCCCAUCGGAUUCAUGACCGGAGCCGCCGUUCCACAGUGCACCCCUGUCCUCUUCGAUUUGGGUGUUCUCGUUAACUAAAAAACUUAUAUAAAUAAAUAAAAAAGAAAAAGUUUUAUUUAUUAAUAUUAAUUAAUUAUUUAAUUAAAUAAGUUGGCUUCUCUUGUUGUUCUGUGUAUUCAAUUGUUAUCAAUUUGGCCAAUAAAUACUGGUAAAUGAAAAAAAAAGAAAAAAAAAAGAAAAGAAAAAAAAGGGGGAAUUUCCUAUUUAUUUUUUUUCUUUAUUUUUUUAUUAUUAUUUUAUUUAUUGGCUGUAUGGUAAUGAGGAGUCUGUUAAUUUCCUGUUUUUUUUUUCGGUGACAUUAUUGUAAUGUUCAUAUCUGAAUAAAAUAAAAAAAAUGUUCUAAUGUUUAUUGUUCUUUU